AGGCAACAUUUUAAUACCUAUUUCACAAUAUUGGUAUUGCAUAACAUAAUGAUCACAGAUUGAUUAUGUUGUAAAUGUUUGUAAUGGUGUAACACCCCAUUAAUGUUCUAAACAAACAUUACCGUCGAGGUUUGUCCUUCGUCAUCACUAUCGCGCAACGCUUUGAUGUGAAAUGAUAUUUGAAUUCAUGGGGGACUCUGUUGGACAAGCACUGUAAACACAUGGGUUCAGAACAAAACUGGCCAGCCUCUUAAAAAAAGAAAAGUAAACCGAGAUGCAGCUCUCUGCCAAGAGUCCUAGGCUUCUAGCAUAACGUGAAGCCAAGACAAACCUGUGGGGAGGUCCCCACCAGUGGUGGGUCAGCAGCAGCUGACACAAGGCCCAUAAUUGUCUGGGGUCAAAGGUUAACUGAAACCUCGUUACAGGCAGCCCCCCAACUGGGCUGCACUUCCUGUAUUUGUUCACCAUUCGCCCCAUGUGACGGCUGUGUUCAACACAUGAACUCUAGAGUUGUGAAACAACUGGAACUUUGGAGCAGUUAGCUCCCCUUCACUGUUCCUCACCCUACGAUUUCCUUUUUCUCUCUCUCUCUCCGCUCCACUCCCCUCCAACUCUGAGCUCCUCCUCUGCUGAAAAGACACAUUUCCUGAUGUCAUUACUAAAUCAAAACCGUUGCUCAGCAAACAGAUGUGUUCAGGGGCCCAACCACAUUGUGUAGCAUAGAUUGUCCUGAGAAUACAUCUUCUAAAUAUUUUUAAAGUCACUUUAAAUGUUUUUAUUUCAUCCCAGUAAUCGACAAAGACUUGUUAUUUUGAAAAACGUCCUUUUUGAUAAGGAGCUUGAGAUAUGAAUAAUCGUUUUAGUGAGGAUGAAGAAGUGGUCUAAUGCGUUGUCUUUGAAAAGCAGUAUGAAACGGAGACAGUAGUCUGCUGAGGUAACAGUCAUGCAGCUCCACAUGACUCAAGGUACUACAUACAGAUCCAGAAGGAGUCCACCCAUAUUCCCAGGCUUUUCCUAUUGUGUGAACGCUGAAAGUCCUAGUGAGUUGGAGAUUUGCAUUACUUGCCUGUGGCUGUGGGGUAGAUAGAGAGUUGGUCUUUGCAAACAGCUGGGUGACUCUAAUAACAUCUUCCAGAUAUGAUCACAUUAACCCAGAUAUGAAUCCACAGCUGUCUGCACAGCACACCGUGCGGAGUCAUGAUUACAUCCACCCUAAACGCCCUGGUCCUAAAUGUUUACUUAUGUUUCCGAUUUGGCAGAGGCAGCCCUCAAGGCAAAUAAAUCACAAGCUGCAAGUCAGCCAGACCUUUGACUGUGAGAAAUGGAGACUAAAAAGUUUGUGAGACUUAAAGAGUAAAAGGUUUUCAGAUGUGAGUCCAGCCCAACUUGGGUGUGCUCCCUUUUAUUUGAGAGAGAGAGAGAGAGGACAAUCUUUUGAGCCUCCACCCCUUUAAAAGGCAAGACAAUCCUAAAGACAUGCACUGGAGAGGGGAAGAGCUUGAUGCCAAGGCUCAGGGCAGACAGACAGAUCCUCGAGCCACAUCUGGUAACCUAACCGCGGGAUACACCGAUCUGACAUCUGGUAACCGAGGGUAAUGCCGAGUCUAGCUGCUUCCACCCAUGUCUAGUUUCCUGUUAUGCAUUGCAGGGCUCGGUGUUAGAAGUUCAGGCUUAGUCUCGAUGGUCGUCAGUCAGUGGGGGAAACUCUCCUAUGUUCACUUUCUCUGACAUGAAGGGAGCGCUUGUUUUCUUUGGGAUGCUCCUCUCUGUUCUUGCUGACAUCGAAGAGAGAAGAGUUUCCAGUGGAUUAGGUUGUGGGAAUACGUAUGUUAACUGUGAACAAUACUGUGAAGUUUGUGAGUAUUUUCCCCCAAGGACGGAGUGCUACGCGACCUUAUUUAUGGGAACCUGCUACAUUAAUUUUGUAAGUGCCAUGGAGUCAUUAAACAACACAGACUGGUGCAACUGGAACAAUGUGAAGAGGAUGUAUAACACCUUCACCAUGUGCACGGAGGAGAUAGCAGAGUGUCUGCUGAUCCCCUGGCCCAACAGGAUGGUGGAGAAUGAGUUUGUAAACAUCCACUCCAGGUUCUUCCGGGACUGUCCCAACGAGGCGCUGAGCGACCCCCCGCCCAGCAUCGUGUUUGCCUUGGUGAUGACCCCCAUCUGCCUCAUCCCCAUCAUGGUGGUCCUGGUGGUGCUCAAGACCAAGAACGGAGAUGGCAGCUCCUGAUAGGACGUCCUGGAUCAGUCCUCAUCCACCCUGGCUCACCUCCAUGUUCAGACUCACUCUCUCCAUCCCCUGACUGGGGCCAUUGACUCAACUAUUUUACAGAGCACUGCUUAUCAUCUUCCAGCCACUGAUGAUUGGCUUAGCUCUGUGGAGUCCUAUCAAAACAAUCUCACAGCCCAAACACCUGACACAUGACCUUUAUGGAUGCACUGAUACAGAAUGAGUAGUACCAAAUCGGCAUCGUCAAGGAUACAGGGGUUCAAGAAAGGGUCCGUCAGUGUUGUGUAGCGUGUCAGGUCAACAUCCUCUGGGUCGCUUCUUGAAAACUCAUCUUCUCCACAUUCCUCGAUGCUCCUCUAACGAAAAGUGGCGACAGCCAUGUAAAUGUUUCGACUCCAUACACGCCUUAGGAAAGUAUUUAAGAUAGUAGGGUUUUAUGGACUUAUGUCAUUCUUGACAAUCCAUUACAUUCCAUGCCCAUGCCCAUCUCCAUCCUGUCCCAGAUGUGAACCCUGACAGCGACUAUGCUAAAAUGGUUACAUGUUUUACAAUAUUUUAAUUGUUUAUAUAUAUAUAUAUGUGAUUAAAGAAUGGCAAAAGUCAGGAUAUUCUUCAGCAUUUGUGGAAUUAUUGUGGUUAGGGGAGGAUGACAGAAGCUGUAAAGCUUGUUAAGAUGACGGAAAAGCGAUUUUGUUAGUGGAAUUCCUACCCUCUGGCUGGGAAAACGUGAGUCUCGCCUUGCUGGACAUUCCAAUUGAGUUGAUAACCAAUGACAAAGGCAUUCUGUUUGAGGAAUUCCCACUCUCCAUUUACUGUACACUCAGAAAAAAAGGUGCUAACUAGAACCCAAAGAACCCUCCUCGUAGAACCCAUUGAAGAACCCUUUUUGGUUCCAGGUAGAAACCUUUUAAUAGAACCCCUUUGGGUUCAAAGUAGAACCCUUUCCACAGAGGGCUCUACAUGGAACCCAAAAAGGGUUCUCCUACGGGGACAGCCGAAGAACCCUUUUGGAACCCUUUUUUCUAAGAGUGUAGUUAUCCGUAUAGGAUCUCCAUUAUGUUUAUUUCUGUUUGUAACUACAGAACAAAAUGUGAUGUACCCUCUCACCUGGUAGCGUUCCUGUCCUUGAAUGGGUUUUGUGUAUAUUAGAAUUGUAUGAUGCUUCUGGAGAGCCCUCUUUACCCCGGAGUGUAAGGUUUAGAAUGUAUGCUGUAUGGGGCCAAGAUGAAGGGGUUUGGCCAAGUAUUAGUCUGUGAGGAAGGUUGGAGUCAGGAACUAGACACAAUGUGUGAGUAGCCUACGCCCAACAGGUAGUCUAUGAGAUCAGUUUCCAGGAAUUGUCUAUUUCCCAGCAUUAAGGGCCCAGCGCCUCAACCUCUCUCUCUCCCUCUUGACAACGACGGUCCCCACUGUCGCCCAUGAUGAGCCAGUCGACGCUUGCCUGAGAGAUGAAUCAAGCACUAGAUCAAAAGACUACAAACGUUUGGUCUUCCCCCCGGCUCAGUGUAGCAAUGAGCACUGACUGAAGACAGAAGGAAAAACAAAUGUCUGUCUUUCCCCUUUUAUUAUGCUGUCGUGAAUGACACUGAAAGCAUUGAAUUGCGUUCAGUUUCAGAAACAAAGAAAUAUGUAUGCUUAUGUAUUGUAUUUCUGCUCUUACUCUGGUCAUAAGACUUACAGGACUUUGUACUGUCUGUGAGAGGGGUGUGGGUCUUAGUCAAAGCAUAGCCUCUUUCCUUACACAAUGUACUGUAUAUAAUUAUAUUUUGCAAUUAAAUAUGUUAAAGCCAAA
Salvelinus fontinalis (brook trout) is the source of this 4025-nucleotide messenger RNA. Its product is annotated as receptor activity-modifying protein 1-like. The record is from RefSeq and is a predicted model, not a curated record. Gene Ontology annotation, molecular function: coreceptor activity. Gene Ontology annotation, biological process: regulation of G protein-coupled receptor signaling pathway; angiogenesis; intracellular protein transport. NCBI's taxonomy places the organism in Eukaryota, Metazoa, Chordata, Actinopteri, Salmoniformes, Salmonidae. Gene Ontology annotation, cellular component: cell surface; membrane; signaling receptor complex. The coding region runs from base 1712 to 2233 and encodes 173 amino acids. The transcript has 4 exons.